Messenger RNA from Terrapene triunguis (Three-toed box turtle), 2084 nucleotides. RefSeq names its product thioredoxin domain containing 9 (gene TXNDC9). The transcript has 5 exons. Lineage: Eukaryota; Metazoa; Chordata; Testudines; Emydidae. Bases 308 to 988 code for a protein of 226 amino acids. The record is from RefSeq and is a predicted model, not a curated record. Gene Ontology annotation, cellular component: cytoplasm. Gene Ontology annotation, biological process: microtubule cytoskeleton organization.
ACACACCCCGCCGCAGCUCCCCUGGUGGGAAGCGGAGCCGAUGCUCGUUUUGGAACCGGCUCUCGCCCCCACGGGCAGGGGGUUUCGGAAAAGCCGUUUCACUUCACUUUGCUACUUACACUGUAGCUGGAAUCAAGCCGUACGGGGCUUAAGGCGGCCGCUUAUUUUGUAGCACAAAUAGGUGGCUGCUGGCUUGCAGGCUGUCCAGGUCCUGAGCUGAAUGGUCUCGUUCUCGCCCUGCUAUAAGCCUGUUACAAAACCACCCACAGCACCAGAGCUACAAGGAGUGUAUUGAAUAUCCAGAAGAAUGGCUGCUGAUACUUCUGUUGAAAUGUUUUCAAAAGUUCUGGAAAAUCAAAUGCUUCAGACUACUAAAGUAGUGGAAGAACAGCUGGAUGCUGAGAUUCAAAAAUUGGACCAGAUGGAUGAAGAUGAAUUGGAACGCCUUAAAGAAAGGAGGCUUGAAGCACUAAAGAAAUCCCAGCAGCAGAAACAAGAAUGGCUCUCAAAAGGACAUGGAGAAUAUAGAGAAAUCCCAAGUGAGAGAGACUUUUUCCAAGAAGUCAAAGAAAGUAAAAAUGUGGUUUGCCAUUUCUAUAAAGAUACAACCUUCAGAUGCGUGAUAAUAGACAAGCAUUUGGCAGCACUUUCAAAAAAACACAUUGAAACAAAAUUCCUGAAAUUAAAUGCUGAAAAAUCUCCAUUCCUGUGCGAGAGAUUGGGCAUCAAAGUAAUUCCCACUUUAGCACUAGUAAAAGAUGGAAAAACGCAAGAUUUUAUUGUUGGCUUUACUGAUCUUGGUAAUACGGAUGACUUUACCACAGAAACCCUAGAAUGGAGAUUAGGCUGUUCAGACAUAAUUAAUUACAGUGGAAACUUGAUGGACCCACCUUUUCAGAGCCAAAAGAAAUUUGGAACCAUUGUCACAAAGCUGGAUAAGAAAACCAUCAGAGGAAAGAAAUAUGAUUCAGAUUCUGAUGAUGACUAAAAGCUCAGCUAUAAAUCUUUGUAUAUCAUUUUUUGUUUAAGCUUGGUACAUUUCUAGGAAUGUUUUUAUAAAGUCUAUUGAUUUCGGUAUGUUUGCACAUAAUACUCCAUUUUUCUGUCAAUUUUAUAAACUGAUUCACAUUCGAAGAAAUUCCAACUAUUUGUUUGUCUUUGGAAGUAGUUUGAAAAUCUGAGCCCCUUUGAACCAGGUAUCAUCUGGGAACUGACCAUAAAUUUAAUCUGUUAUUUCAAAACAUUUCCAUAAUUUGCAUCUCAGUAUUUUAUACCAUUUAUCAUAUUUUCAAUAAAGGAAACGUAAAGAGGCAAGAAUUGCAAAUAACUAUUACCAGAGUAGUGCAUCUUAAAGCAUUGCUUAUCUUAUAGUGCCAUAGUGUAGCAUUGACUAACUUAACUACAUUGGACAUUGUAAAACAGUCUUAGCUUUUGUAAAUUUUCAAGUAGAUUGUCAAAAGAAUUUCCCAUUUACCAAGUACGUAUACCGUAUGUUGCAGCUGAACCAGCAGGUAAUAGCACACAUCAACGAGUGUACUGAAACCACCUUGCUUGCAGGGUUAUGUAAUAUAAAUUCUGUGGUUGUGAAUUUUAGAGCAGAUGCUUAUACAAGAGACUAGGUAGGAUAAGUACAGCAGGAGGGACAAUAUUUGGUUUUAAAUUUGAUGCAGUGCAAUAUAUUUUAUUGCACUGUUGCUCUUCAGUAAUAUAUAAGGCCUUACCUGAAUCGCGAGGUGAUCUUCAAAUAAUUGCGGCCGAGUUACAGAUAAGACAUGGAAAAUUGCAGAAAAGGAAUAAUGGACCUUUUUUAAUAGCAGUAAUUUGGAAAAGCCACAGUAGACCUACAAUAUAAACAACUCAACUAUUAUAUUAUGCCUGCAAAUUUUGCACCUAUAUUACAUUCAUUUAAAAAAAAAAAAAGUAACUGGUACAAUAUAAAAUUCAGACUAAAAGUCUUAACACAACUGCUGUAGAAAUCAAGUUGUCACUUUAGCCAUUUACGUAUUACAGCCAUUGAAUGUUAGUGCAGAACGCCCUGCUACAGUGGUCUCCUUCAUGCCCUAUCUGCUUUGUCAUCCACAGAA